This is a messenger RNA of Schistocerca americana (American grasshopper), 2710 nucleotides long. RefSeq names its product cardioacceleratory peptide receptor-like. The record is from RefSeq and is a predicted model, not a curated record. Gene Ontology annotation, molecular function: vasopressin receptor activity. The transcript is spliced from 8 exons. Gene Ontology annotation, cellular component: membrane. The coding region runs from base 79 to 1143 and encodes 354 amino acids. Gene Ontology annotation, biological process: G protein-coupled receptor signaling pathway. NCBI's taxonomy places the organism in Eukaryota, Metazoa, Arthropoda, Insecta, Orthoptera, Acrididae.
UCGCUGUUCACGCUGAUCGUGGUGGGCAACGCGGCCGUGCUCGUCACGCUGCUGACGGGCAAGCGCCGCAAGUCGCGCAUGAACUUCUUCAUCGUGCAGCUCGCGCUCGCAGAUCUGUCGGUGGGGCUGAUCAGCGUGCUGACCGACAUCGUGUGGCGCAUGACCGUCGCCUGGAACGCCGGCAACGCGGCCUGCAAGCUCAUCCGCUUCCUCCAGGCGGUCGUGACGUACUCGUCGACGUACGUGCUGGUGGCGCUCAGCAUAGACCGCUACGACGCCAUCACGCACCCCAUGAACUUCUCCGGCAGCUGGCGGCGCGCGCGGCUGCUGGUGGCGGCGGCGUGGCUGCUGAGCGCCGUCUUCUCGGUGCCCAUCGCCGUCCUCUACCACGAGCGGCCCGUCGAGGGUCGGCUGCAGUGCUGGAUCGACUUCCCGCAGGCGUGGCAGUGGCAGCUGUACAUGACCCUGGUGGCGCUGACGCUGUUCGCGCUGCCCGCCGUCAUCAUCUCGGCCUGCUACACCGUCAUCGUGUCCACCAUCUGGAGCAAGGGCCGGCACAUGGCGCCGCCGCCCCCGUACACCGACGCCAGGACCGGCAGCUGCCGACCGCAUCAGCUGCUGCACCAGCACAGCCACAGCCGGCUGUCGUCGGGGAAGUCCCGCGAUGACGAGGCUGACGGCCGGCGCGCCAGCUCGCGCGGCAUCAUCCCCAAGGCCAAGGUCAAGACCGUCAAGAUGACCUUCGUCAUCGUCUUCAUGUUCGUGGUGUGCUGGAGCCCGUACAUCGUGUUCGACCUGCUGCAGGUGUACGGCCAGGUGCCGCGCACGCAGGCCAACAUCGCAGUCGCGUCCUUCAUACAGAGUCUCGCGCCGCUCAACAGCGCCGCCAACCCCGUCGUCUACUGCCUCUUCUCGAGAUCCGCCUCCAAGGCCAUCAGGAAGGUGCCGCCAUUCCGAUGGCUGCGGUCUCUGUGCUGCCCCAAGGCGGCUGCCGCCGCCGCCUCCCCUGGAGAACCUCCAGCUCCAGUUGCCGCCCACACCAGCCGCCGGCAGCCUCCCCCACAUUGGACCACUCGCCGACAGACGCACCGCCGCUACAUCGGGGAAGGUCUCCCUGCUCCAGCUGUCGUCUCCAUCGUCUAGGUGGACCACUUUUUCGCCAGCAUCUAGAAAUCAACUCGAGCGGCUUCUUCUAGUCGCCACCUCGCUGUCGAGGCACUGCUGGCUCCAGCUGAAGGCAACGGCGAAGCACUGGGAACGCUGGGCUGAAGCCAGUAUCCAUUUAGGCGAGACGGACGUAUUGUCAUGUGUAUUUUGGAUGUGGAAAGCUGUGGAGGUCAUCCUCUGCUCCACAUUAUGAUUCUAUUUACUGGAGAACGUCAAUGAAAAGUACUUCUCCAGCAUCCACAGAUUACAACUACCCCAAGGCACAGUAGUUGUCGAAUCGGUUCACGAGUACAGAACUUCAUGUUACGAGACCAAACUGUUCAGUUUCCCGAACAGUUUUCUAUCGGGCACGGAACUUGGAUGUAAGAGAUGUACGACCAUAAAGACAUAUUGAUAGAUCUGACGCUGUAGCUGAGAACGUGAGAUUCCAGCAAGGGUGUAUGAAGACUGAAGGCCAAUGUGUUAGGAAUAAAAGACUUCACAAGCUUCUUAUUAGUGGGCAACGGAUCUAGUCUCAUGAACCUCGCUGUGCUAGCAACUAGGAUACAUCUCUUGCAACGGCAGUGGUGAUUCUGAUUGCUAAAGUUACUGGGAAUAACGUUUCAUUCUUUUUAUGAAUUGAGUUAGGAGAAAAAAGCGUAACAACAACAGAAACAGAAAAAUAUUUCUAGAAACUCAAAUCGUCAGAUUGCAUUCGUCGUAAGCGUCGUCGUGCCAGCUGCGGUGACAGAGAUGCGUAACGAAUGCAUGAAGAGUAGAGAAGUGGAAACAUUGUUGUAGACGGUGAUUAUAAGGAAAUUUGAAAGAAUAAGUGACUCAACAAAAGUGACAAGUGUAUUUCUAGUUUCGAAACUCAUAUGAUGUGGAAUGCCCCGUUUAUUGCUAAUCAUGUCCCACCUCGCGUGGAUGAGUUGAUCAAAACAGAAUUACAUGCUACGUGGACAAUUCGUUUGAUUUCAUUAAGUGUUAGUGGAAAACGAAUUAAACGCGCGUCUGGUCACAUUUUUGUACACACGAAACUUCACUCGCUCGCAGGAACUCUGUGUGAGUAAAGGCGACGCUCCACGUCGACUGUCAUAGGCUCUCCUCUCACGGCAAUCAGGGUAAAGGCGCAACAGCCAGAGACACUGGUACCUGAGCUUUUUCAGACCGCCGGAUCGGCGUGCUUUGUCAACGAGCAUAGUUUUCACUACGCCAUUCACAAAAUGCACGAACCUUAACCUCAUUUGGACACUGAAAAAUAUUUAUUUUUUUACCUCACGUGAAACAUUUUCAGCACCACGAGAACUAUUCAUAGAACUAGUGGGCCACAAAAGUAUCUUGAGGUAUACUCCAUUUGGCGUCGUUUAGUGGAUUUGUACAUACGCUACAUUUCCUUCAGUCAGACCAAAUUCUGUUUAACUUAAGCAUACAUACUAGGCCACGCACAUUUAAAUGCGUGUUUACAACAUUCCGGGAUGCUUGUUACAUUUCUUCAUGAUCUCUGAUACUUGUAAUUGUCAUUGUGUUUGUAAUGCUUUCUGAUGCAUUUUUGUUACCUGUA